AUGGUUUCGAAAUCUCAAAAUAAGGAGGCUCAAGCGUCAAAAGGUCAAGGCAAGGACAUUGCAGUUUCAAAGGCACAAAUGGGUGAAUCCAAAUCUGUUCCAAGCAAUCCCGCAAAGAAGAUGAGAUUUACUUCAUCCUCCAAGAAAGACCCAAGCUCUGCGACAUUUGAUGAAGUGACGAAAUCGACUUGCGGUAUCAACACAAUGAGCCGUGUUGUGAAGAGGAAAAUCCAGAAGAUUAAGCCUAUGGUUGAGUACAAUAGAAGUGGCAUAUCGCAUGGCAAGGCUGCUAUUGAGAUGCAGAGUUACAUUGGUGUUUUCACACGCACCAGAGUCCCUCUUGUGGACAAGAAAUGGACUCAAUUGCCCAAGGACCUGAAGGAGCAGAUUUGGGAAGCUGUUCAAAUGGCUUAUGUUGUUGGGGAAGGGGGCAAGAAGAUGGUGUUGUCGUCUGCCGCCAAAAAAUGGAAGGAUUUUAAGUCUACCUUAACAAGGCAGUUUAUCCUUCCAUUCACAAAUGAGACAGAGAAGUUAAAAGAGCCCCCUCAGCUUUAUAACUUCAUAGAGAAAUUGGAAUGGGAUGCCUUUGUAGCUUCAAGGUUGUCCCCAGAUUUUGAGGCUGUGCAUUCUGAGCAAUCACAGAGAAGGGAGAAAUGCGAGUACAACCAUAAGUUGUCUCGAAAAGGGUACAUUGGUUUGGAGAAUCAAUUGGAAGAAACCAUGCCUGGUGAAGAAAUCGAUCGAUCUCUACUAUGGAAGAUGGCAAGAGAAGAUGAAUAG
Molecule: messenger RNA, 780 nt
Organism: Prunus armeniaca (apricot)
Lineage: Eukaryota; Viridiplantae; Streptophyta; Magnoliopsida; Rosales; Rosaceae
Source: the annotation of a GenBank genome assembly